GUUUGGUGUGGCUCCAAAGAACAUAAGCCGCGCGAAGCCACCGCCGUCGAUUUCCACGUCCAACCUGUCUUGAUGUCAUCCAAGUUGAACCCUAAAGCUGGCGCAUUUGUACCCAGCUUUGUAGUUCCAGUCGAGGUUGUGAUUACACCUGCGCUGACGACGACAGUUGUGGCACCAUCCCCGGGCGGUUCCAAGAAGAACAAAGGAAAUGGAACGUCGACGCACAAACCCCCCAAGAGUACCCGCCAACCUGUCACCAUGGUACCAACCGAACCGGUGACGCCGCCACCCAUCGAGAUCCCACUGCCAACCAUAUACAGCGUCGACGAACUAGUUGAGGCGGGUCGCGUUGUGCGUGGUCGGCAGCACUACUCGAUUCCAGAGCUGUUACAGUUCCGUCCGUUUUUCACCGCCGUGCCUCCGCAUUUCGACUUGGCCGGGGUCAACGCCACAUGCGGGGGCACCGUGAAAGAAAAGACCAAAUCCGCCGCCAAGCGGGACAAGCAGCGCGCCGCCGCCGCUGCCGCCGCCGCACAGCCCGUGCUCCAUUACGACCCGAAUGCGUACGCGUACUUCCCCACGGCGGCAGCAUCAGACCCUGACCACAAAAAGGACAAACAACCCCGUCACACACCAACCGAGUCACCCGAGGACGAAAUGAACGACGCCGUGGCGAAUGUCAACAGCUUGCUGGACCGCCUGCCGCCGUCCGACAUUUCCGUCGACGCGACCGUCCAUUCAUUCCACGGCAUCCCCGUGACAUGCACGUUGUCACUGCAGGCCGUCGUGGGCGUCUUGUUUGAUCGCGCGAUCGCGGCGCCGCACUUGAGCCACUUUUACGCCCCGUUUUGUUCGGGGCUGUCGGACACGCUCCCGGAUUUCAAGGACGGCGCCCGGACGGUCAACUUUCGCCGCAUUUUACUCACGAAAUGCUACGAAGCGUUGGUCGAAGAGCCCGACCAUGCGUCGUGGCGACGACAGAGUAUGCUGGGCAAUGUCGGGUUGAUUGGUGAGCUCUUUCGACGCCAACUCCUCACGGAGAACAUCAUGCAUGUGUGUGUGGCCAUGAUGCUGGACUCCGAUGUGGACACCGUGCAACCCGCGCCACAAGUAUUGCAAGCGGCCUGCCAACUCCUCCUUCAAGUACGAAUAUUGUCCAUUCCGCCAAUAUGUGGAAUGGAAAAUCGAUCGAUUUGUUUUGUACUGAAUGUGUGUCAAAAUUGUUCCGUGUCACACUAAUAUACGUCACACACUAAAUCGAUGUUGCAUCGUUGAAGCCAGAGUUUGCUUGGUCACUUGAAUCGUGUUCUGUCUUUUGAUUGGUCGAUCGAUUGUCGAUUUCGUUCGAUGGAGCAAGCAGCACCCGACUGCAAUGUCGAAAAAUCGAAUCGACAAUCCAUCAUAUAGAUGGAAAAUGGAACCCAUGGGGUGUUUUAUAGGUGGGGGAUCUGCUGGAUGGGUCGUCCCCUGCGUCGAGGCGCACCAUGGACGAGUAUUUCGACGCAUUGCAGCGCUUGGCGUGCCGUGACCACCACCUCCCGCCGCAACUGACUCAGCUCAUUCAAGAGACGAUUGAAGCGCGGUCGAGUGGAUGGAUACGCAAGCGAAGUGACGUUGCUGACGUACUAGUACAGUCGUCGUCCCCGACGAAGCAAUCUGUGUAGAGCGUUAAGUACACGACUUGUCGCCGCGUUGAGAUAUUUAACAUGUACAAUAUGACGUCCACACCCGGUUC
Messenger RNA from Aphanomyces astaci, 1735 nucleotides. RefSeq lists its product as hypothetical. The coding region runs from base 73 to 1239 and encodes 388 amino acids. Lineage: Eukaryota; Oomycota; Saprolegniomycetes; Saprolegniales; Verrucalvaceae. The record is from RefSeq and is a predicted model, not a curated record. The transcript has 11 exons. Gene Ontology annotation, molecular function: translation initiation factor activity; protein binding; RNA binding.